UUUAUCUUCUUAAUCUUCUCUGUGCGACUCUAGUUUUGUCGACUCCAAAAUUCUAUCAAAAGGGAACUUUUGUUUUUAAAAGAAAAGGCAAGAAGAUGCAAGGAAGCGAAGAGCUUAGUAUUAAUGAACUUGCUUCUAAUCUUUCAACCUAUAAGGAACAGCUUCAGCAGGUCAGAAAACUUUUGGCUGAUGACCCUGGAAACUCUGAGUAUGCAGACAUGGAAAAAGAACUUCAAGAAGUGAUUGCGCUUACAGAGGAGCUCUUUGCAACAGCAAAUCAAAAUGAUAUUUCUGGAUCAGAAAUUGGGAGUGAUGACACUAAUGUACCUCCACAUGGUCAGCAGUCUGCAGGGACUUCUGGUUAUGAUAUGGCAUCAAACAACAUCUCAGAGCCGUUUGACAAACUUCCUGUUGGCACGAAAGUUCAAGCUGUUUGGAGUGAAGAUGGGGAAUGGUACGAUGCAACGAUUGAAGCUCAUUCUCCAAAUGGGUACUAUGUUUCUUAUGAUGAGUGGGGAAAUAGAGAAGAGGUGGAUCCUGGCAAUAUAAGGCCAAUUCAAGAAGGAGAGUUCAAUGCUUUGGUGGAAGCUGAGAGAGUAGCUGAAGCUACAAAACAGGCUAUCAAACGAAAGAUUGCACAAGCUGCCACUACUGACUUCCAAUCACGAACUUUACCAGCAAAGCUCCGUAUAGAUCCUGAUGAUCCUGAAGAUGUGAAAGCUGCUAAGAAAAAGAAGAUACAUGCUUUCAAGUCGAAGGUCAGGCUUGAGCAACUGGAAGUCACACAAAAUAAGCGACAGAAUGCAUGGCAGCAGUUCCAGACAACCAAAGGCCAUACUAAGAAGACUGGGUUCUUCUCGGGGCGCAAGCGUGAGAGCAUCUUCAAGUCUCCAGAUGACCCAAAAGGGAAGGUUGGUGUGACUGGCAGUGGAAAGGGAUUGACGGAUUUCCAGAAGAGGGAAAAGCAUUUGUAUCUCAAGGGUGGAACUGUUGAAUCAGAAGAGUAGACGGCUUCAGUAAUCCGUAUCUGUCCAUUACAUUUUGUGAUUGCGUAAUCAUUUCCUUCAAAUUUCCAUAUGAUGGUAGUAGAAAAUUGUCUUCAGGAAACAGAGGAUGAAUCACUUGGGGCCUGGAAACUGACCUUUUGUUAAA
Telopea speciosissima is the source of this 1152-nucleotide messenger RNA. RefSeq names its product survival of motor neuron-related-splicing factor 30-like. Lineage: Eukaryota; Viridiplantae; Streptophyta; Magnoliopsida; Proteales; Proteaceae. The transcript has 8 exons. Gene Ontology annotation, cellular component: nucleus. Bases 96 to 1007 code for a protein of 303 amino acids. The record is from RefSeq and is a predicted model, not a curated record.